Drosophila teissieri is the source of this 392-nucleotide messenger RNA. It is a transcript of the gene BomS6, whose product is annotated as Bomanin Short 6. Lineage: Eukaryota; Metazoa; Arthropoda; Insecta; Diptera; Drosophilidae. The transcript is spliced from 2 exons. Gene Ontology annotation, biological process: defense response. The record is from RefSeq and is a predicted model, not a curated record. Bases 51 to 173 code for a protein of 40 amino acids.
UUCGAAUCGAUAGGUAGAUUUAGUCGCUAAAUCGUUAAAACACUCACAAUAUGAAGCUGCUCUCGAUCGCUUUUCUAUUGGGACUUUUGGCUUUGGCUAGUGCCAAUCCAAUGAGUCCUGGCAAUGUGAUCAUAAACGGCGACUGCAAAGUUUGCAAUAUUCGAGGCGAUUAGAGUGUUGAACUCAAGCGAAUUUUUGUGGGAUUAUGAUAUAAAAUAAAAUCACUGAAACAACAAAAUGUAGUUUAUAAUAUAUGUAACUCAUUUUUGAAUUUAUAGCGCAAUGUAUUUAAUUACAAGUCGUUGUGAUACGUAGUCGCAUUUAAAAGACCUCCCAAGCAAAUGUUCCCAAUUUUACAGUUUUGUGUACGAAUAAAAUAAAUAAAACCCUUA